AUGGCCUCCCGACCUCAAGCAGGCGCCCGUCCCGGGGCCAAGUUCGCUCAGUUCAAGCUCGUUUUGCUCGGUGAAUCCGCCGUGGGAAAGAGUUCUCUAGUAUUGAGAUUCGUCAAGGACCAAUUCGAUGAUUAUCGGGAGUCGACGAUCGGUGCUGCCUUCCUGACCCAGACAAUCUCCCUCGAUGAGAGCACCACAGUCAAGUUCGAAAUCUGGGAUACUGCCGGCCAGGAGAGAUACAAGUCUUUGGCUCCGAUGUACUAUCGGAACGCCAACUGUGCUGUUGUCGUCUAUGAUAUCACCCAAGCGUCUUCUCUAGACAAGGCCAAGUCAUGGGUCAAGGAACUACAGCGCCAGGCCAAUGAGAAUAUUGUCAUCGCUUUGGCGGGCAACAAGCUUGAUUUAGUUACCGAGAGCCCCGAUAAGCGCGCGAUCCCUACCGCCGAUGCGGAGGCCUACGCCCGCGAGGCCGGCCUCCUUUUCUUCGAGACAUCCGCCAAGACAUCGACAAAUGUGAAAGAACUGUUCACUGCUAUUGCGAAGAAGCUGCCGCUCGACCAAGCUGGUCCUCGGAACUUGCGUGCGGCCCCGCGACCUGGAGUCGACUUGCGACCCGAAGCCCCUGGUACCCAGGGUGCAGGUGCAUGCAAUUGUUAA
Messenger RNA from Penicillium angulare, 657 nucleotides. RefSeq names its product Rab family GTPase. The record is from RefSeq and is a predicted model, not a curated record. Gene Ontology annotation, molecular function: GTPase activity; GTP binding. Bases 1 to 657 code for a protein of 218 amino acids. The transcript has 5 exons. NCBI's taxonomy places the organism in Eukaryota, Fungi, Ascomycota, Eurotiomycetes, Eurotiales, Aspergillaceae.